This is a messenger RNA of Salvelinus fontinalis (brook trout), 1992 nucleotides long. RefSeq names its product U4/U6 small nuclear ribonucleoprotein Prp31. Gene Ontology annotation, cellular component: U4/U6 x U5 tri-snRNP complex; precatalytic spliceosome; U4 snRNP. The transcript has 13 exons. The record is from RefSeq and is a predicted model, not a curated record. NCBI's taxonomy places the organism in Eukaryota, Metazoa, Chordata, Actinopteri, Salmoniformes, Salmonidae. Bases 121 to 1710 code for a protein of 529 amino acids. Gene Ontology annotation, biological process: spliceosomal tri-snRNP complex assembly; mRNA splicing, via spliceosome.
UGCGACUCGCUAUAGAGGCGACGUUGAUAACGGAAGCAAACAUUUUUAACGUCGAACGCAUUUCGAAAGUUGUUGGAUUUGUAGUGUUUCUUUUGACGGUAGGAGUUUCGAACUCCGAAGAUGUCUCUGGCUGAUGAGCUCCUGGCUGAUCUGGAGGAGGCAGGGGAUGAGGGGGAGGAUGGGCUGUACCCGGGGGAAGAGGGGGAGAGUGAUGGGGAGGGACAGGCAGAGGGAGGUUUGGAGGACAUCCCAGAGGAGAUGGAGGUGGACUACAGCGGAGCUGAGAGUGUCUCGUCCAUCGCUAAACUACGCAACAGCAAACAGUUCUCAGAGAUCAUGGACAACAUUGCAAUCUAUGUCGAGAAGCAGCGCAAGAACUCUGAAGUCUCCGGGCCGGUGGAGGCAGACCCAGAAUACAAGCUGAUCGUUGCUGCCAAUAACCUCACAGUAGAAAUUGAGAACGAGCUGAACAUCAUUCACAAGUUUGUACGUGACAAGUAUUCUAAGAGGUUCCCUGAGCUGGAGUCCCUGGUGCCCAACUCUCUGGACUACGUCCGCACUGUCAAGGAGCUGGGGAACAACCUGGACAAGUGUAAGAACAACGAGAAUCUGCAGCAGAUCCUGACCAACGCCACCAUCAUGGUGGUCAGCGUCACAGCCUCCACCACACAGGGGACGAUGCUGGGUGAGGAUGAGCUGAAGAGGUUGGAGGAGGCCUGUGACAUGGCGCUAGAGCUGAACCAAUCAAAACACAGGAUCUAUGAAUAUGUGGAGUCCAGGAUGUCGUUCAUCGCUCCUAAUCUGUCAGUCAUCGUUGGCGCCUCGACCGCAGCCAAGAUCAUGGGUAUUGCUGGGGGCCUGACCAACCUGUCUAAGAUGCCAGCCUGUAACCUGAUGCUACUGGGAACCCAGAAGAGGACCCUGUCAGGGUUCAGCAGCACCGCUGUGCUCCCACACACCGGCUACAUCUACCACUGUGAUGUGGUCCAGACUCUACCCCCGGACCUGAGGAGAAAGGCAGCACGUCUGGUUUCAGCUAAGUGCACUCUGGCAUCCCGAGUGGACAGCUUCCACGAGAGUGCAGACGGCAAGGUGGGCUAUGACCUGAAAGAGGAGAUCGAGAAGAAGUUUGAUAAAUGGCAGGAGCCUCCACCGGUGAAGACUGUCAAACCCCUGCCAGCACCGUUGGACGGACAGAGGAAGAAGAGAGGAGGGCGGAGGUAUCGUAAGAUGAAGGAGCGUCUGGGUCUGACAGAGAUCAGGAAACACGCCAACAGGAUGACCUUCGCAGAGAUUGAGGAUGAUGCGUACCAGGAGGACCUGGGUUUCAGUCUGGGCCAGCUGGGGAAGUCGGGCAGCGGACGCGUCAGACAGGCUCAGGUCAACGAGGCCACCAAGGCCAGGAUAUCCAAGUCCCUACAGAGGAAGCUGCAGAAGCAGAACAUGACGUACGGCGGCAGGUCCACAGUCGGCGGCAGGUCCACAGUCAGCAGCAGGUCCACAGUCGGCGGGAGGUCUACAGUUGGCGGGAGGUCCUCGGUCAGAGACAACUCCUCAGGAACAAGUUCCAGCGUAGCCUUCACUCCACUACAGGGACUGGAGAUCGUGAACCCGCAUGCAGCAGAGAAGAAGGUGGCUGAGGCAAACCAGAAAUACUUCUCCAACAUGGCAGAGUUCCUCAAGGUCAAGAAGGAGGGAGAGGGAAAGUGAGGAGUACACAUCCAAUUUAUCAUACACAUCCACACAUAUACUUACACACAGGAGAGACUGAUAUACAGACAUACCAACUUGUAUUUCAAAAUGAAUGCAGAUGGAGUAAAAUGCAUUCACACUGACUGAUUGAUCAGGCGUCAUAGCAUAACCAUGGGGAGAAGAUUGACCAUGACAGUGAAGAAAAUAUAUUUAGAUUGUAUAUUUGUUUUAGAGCAUGUUGUGCUUUUUUAAAAACGUUUUGACUCCAUUUUGUUCCAUUUUAAUAAAAUGAAACUAAUA